Messenger RNA from Pyricularia pennisetigena, 954 nucleotides. RefSeq lists its product as uncharacterized. The transcript has a single exon. The record is from RefSeq and is a predicted model, not a curated record. The coding region runs from base 1 to 954 and encodes 317 amino acids. NCBI's taxonomy places the organism in Eukaryota, Fungi, Ascomycota, Sordariomycetes, Magnaporthales, Pyriculariaceae.
AUGGUCAAUCCGAGGACAAACAGGGAUCAGACCUCAGCGGUUCGCGACCCAAACGUCCUGUUCCAGCUGCCCAUGUCUGCCGCUGGCGAUGAACAGAGGACGGCGGCGGCGGCGGCGGCAGCCCCACCAUCGCCCUCUGCGACCGUGGCGCCCUCGGACAACACAAACAUCGCCGGCGAAGAUGACCAACCUCAUUCCCCAACCCCCUCCUGCUCAUCCUCCUUUUCGUCAACCUUCCCACUUCCUACGCUCCGCCUCGAGGUCCGCGACGUGCUGCACCCUGGCGCUCACCGCUUCCUCUCCCGCAUCGACGCCUCCACCACCCUCCCAACGGCCGUCGGCAACGUGCAGCGCAUACUGUACAACACCCCCAAGGAUCACACCACGCACCUACCACCUACGCGCUCCGUGACGCUUAUUUUGCGUGACAUGGAUGGAGUCGCCUACACCACCGGCAGCGAGCUCGACUCGGACCACAAGGAGAUUCACUUUUCGCUACAUUACAUCGAGAGCAUCCGCAAGCGGGACAAGUGCAGCGAGGACGGCGACGAUGGGAUCGCGCAUGAGAUCGUCGGCGUCAUCACCCACGAGCUGGUGCACUGCUACCAGUGGGAUGCCAGGGGCACCUGCCCAGGCGGCCUGAUCGAGGGUAUCGCCGACUUUGUGCGGCUGCGGUGCGGUCUGUCACCUCCCCACUGGGAAAAGGACCUGGAUGGGAGCUGGGACCGCGGAUAUCAGCACACGGCCUAUUUCCUUGAUUACCUGGAGCGCCGCUUUGGUGACGGGACAGUCCGCAAGAUCAACGAAGGGUUGAGGGCUCGUAAGUACGAGGAGAAGCGCUUUUGGACCGAGAUGGUCGGGCGCCCGGUCGAGCAGCUAUGGGGAGAUUAUGUGAAGGCGUCCAAAUGUGAUGAAGCUUCAGCAAUAGUAGAAACAGCCGAGGCCGUUGCGUAA